This is a messenger RNA of Procambarus clarkii (red swamp crayfish), 693 nucleotides long. RefSeq names its product serine protease HTRA3. Gene Ontology annotation, molecular function: insulin-like growth factor binding. Gene Ontology annotation, biological process: regulation of cell growth; regulation of signal transduction. Gene Ontology annotation, cellular component: extracellular region. NCBI's taxonomy places the organism in Eukaryota, Metazoa, Arthropoda, Malacostraca, Decapoda, Cambaridae. The record is from RefSeq and is a predicted model, not a curated record.
GCGCCUGCUUCACGUCAGAAGGAAGACCUCGCCUGGCUUCACCGUGGAUGAUGCUGUCUGUCAUCUCCCUCACUCUCAUCACAGCCUCCGCCGCCCUCACCGCCCUCAGACCAGAGACCUUGGAGUGCGUGCCAUGCUCCCCCAGCAGGUGCCCAGCCAUCGGGGAGUGCCCACUGGGCAUCACUUGGGACGUGUGCAACUGUUGUGAAGUGUGUGCCAAGGAGUUGGACGAGGAGUGCGGGGGUCCAUGGAGCGCCUACGGCAAGUGUGGCCCCGGGCUGACCUGCCUGAAGGACGCCAGAGAGUGUCCCUACCUCUUCCACCCGCGGGGCUCCCCCGCCGACACCGGCUCCGACAUCUGCGACCACUACCUCUUUAACGCGAUCGGGAGGUGUGUGGCCAGCGACGCCGUCAUGGAGUCCGCCUUCAAGAGAAACAUAGUGAAGGAGGCGACGAUAGCAGCAGAGAACCAGAGGAACACGGCCCCGGCUCCGCUUAAGAAGUUCCCCACCAUGGCGGGGAGGAGACUGAUGAUGAAGGACGUGUUGAGGGCAGUAGAGUACUGAGGAAAGGUACUUUUUGACUACUGAGGCCUCAUCUAACUCCACCAUCGUGCUCUACAUGCCAAAGUCUUCAACUAACCUCUCCACAUCAUUGUAAAUUUUGACAAUAAAAACUUCCUGCGCGUCAAAA